Molecule: messenger RNA, 1829 nt
Organism: Ciona intestinalis (vase tunicate)
Lineage: Eukaryota; Metazoa; Chordata; Ascidiacea; Phlebobranchia; Cionidae
Product: alpha-tectorin-like
Source: RefSeq, a predicted model, not a curated record
GUGCUUGGUAAAUAAAAUAGGCUUCGUUUGUGUGGAAAUAUUGCAGCCUGUACAGCGAUUUAAAAGUUAUAAACGGUACAAACUAAAUGGUUAUAGAUGCGAAUAAGAUAAAUCUUGUUUCGAGUGACAAUAGUUAAUAUUAUAAUGCAUUGAUUAUACACGGCGCGGUACAGCUUUGGAACAAUGGUAUACAACAGGAUAUGAAAUCAUCUAUGCUCGAGCGAUCGGAGCUCUAAGACGUUAUGUAGCUACCGGUUACAAACCAAUUUACAGAUCUUAUUAUAGGUGCAAUCUACAUAGGUAGAUAACAGGUAAACUGUAUUAUUGGCAUUGGCGAUUACGCUGGUACCAUAUCACAGGUUUGGAGUGUAUUACGUCACGAUGACGUUGAAAAUUGGUAUUGCUGUGUUUCUAGUACUGUAUGUGGCGCAAGGUGUGGCGGGUAAAGGCCUAACGAGAAAUAAAAGAGCUUUCGUUGAUGCUGCUCAACUCAGCACAUUGAACAUUACAAACGGAUUACAACUGACGAACUACGUGAACAUGAAUGCGUCUCUUAACAUUUCUUGCUCAGCAAAAUCUGUCAAUAUGAGUAUCAGCCUUGCGUACUUAAGUGGCUUUAAUGUCGCUUCAAUAAAAGAACUUGUUCUACUUGACAAAGACCACAAACCAAUCAAUGACAGCAGUUGUAGGGCAACUUCUGACGGCUCCAGUUACAAAUUUUCUAUACAUGGCGCAUUUGGAAUGUGUGCGAAAAAGGUUGAAUCACAUCAAGGGCUAAUAUUGGUCAAUUACACAAUCCUAGUCGUCUCUCAACCACAAGGCAUAGUUUCAAGAGAUUCAACAAACUUCAUUCAGAUGAGCUGUGCUUACAGGCGUGAAUUAAACGCAACACUUGCUAGGGAAAUUAUAGCACAGACAGCGCGUGAACAUAUACAAGUCGCGCCUAAGCUUGGAGACCUUCGGCUUGAGUUGAAACGCCUCAACAGCACAGGACAAGUUGAAACAAGUUCAGAUGUUAUAGUUGGGAAUACCGUCUACUUUGGUAUGGACCUCCCAACCACAUCUGCCCGGUACAAUCUAUUUAUUCAGGCUUCCAGGUGUUGGAUUACACCAUCAGCGAAUGCUUCAACACCAACAUAUAAUGUCAUUAGUAAUGGAAUUGCUGCCCCCGACUCUUCCAUGCCUAAUGCAAACAUUGUGACUGAAAACAACGCAGUGAGGCUCCGAGCAUCCUUUGUGUCUUUUAUCUGGUUUGGCAUGCCUGUUGACAACCAAUGGUUGUACCUUCACUGUAAUGUUCGGGUUUGCGACAAUUCUGUUAACAGUAACAUGUGUUCAACUCCUAUUGGCAGAAGAAGACGUUCUGUAGAUGUGGAAAAGAAACACACGAUUGGACCUUUUAAAUUACAUAAAGCUGCUUCACAUAGCUAUUGCAACAAGGAUGAAAUGAAGUGUGAACAUGACUGUGCAGUUGCUAAUAACGGUCAACAUAUUUGUACUUGUCCAUAUGGUUGGAUACUUAGUCGUAAUGAGAAAAGUUGCUACAAGCAUAACCCUGCAGCUGAAAGGAUUCAUCUUGAAAUGAAAUAUGCCAUGGAUUCGUUGGAUACUAACAUUCAUACAGUAUCUCUGAUGUUGGGUGGACUAAUUGUGUUAGUCACCAUUGCUAUUGUGAUGUCACAUCGUGAGAAGUAAAGGCACAACUAAACAAAUUAAACUACGCAGCCUAAUGUUAAACCAACAUUCUUUCAAGCAUACAAAACAUAAGUCUCUAUUACUGUAAAUAUUUUCACCAUGUGUAUACGGAAAAUAAAAUUCGAGAUGAAAAA